Messenger RNA from Cladophialophora yegresii CBS 114405, 1485 nucleotides. RefSeq names its product dihydropyrimidinase. Lineage: Eukaryota; Fungi; Ascomycota; Eurotiomycetes; Chaetothyriales; Herpotrichiellaceae. Gene Ontology annotation, molecular function: hydrolase activity, acting on carbon-nitrogen (but not peptide) bonds. Gene Ontology annotation, cellular component: cytoplasm. The coding region runs from base 1 to 1485 and encodes 494 amino acids. The record is from RefSeq and is a predicted model, not a curated record. The transcript has 4 exons.
AUGGACGGCUUCGACCUCCUCGUGAUCAACGGCCUCGUGGUGACCGCGUCGGACACAGCCAACUACGACAUCGCCAUCAAGGAUGGGAAGAUCGCGCUGCUCGCCCCACCGGGCGUGCUGGGCAAGGAGAGUGCCAAGCGAGUGAUUGACGCCGAGGGCGGCUAUGUCAUGCCCGGCGGCGUCGACACGCACGUCCACCUCGAGGAGCCUGCAUUGUUCGGCGGCAAGGGGCGGAGUUCCGACACCUUCGAGACGGGGACGAGGAGUAGCGUUUGCGGCGGGACGACCACGAUCGUAGCCUUCGCGCCUCAAGCCAAGACGAUCCCUUCCCUACUUGCCGUCCUCGAAGACACGCACGCCCGCGCCAAGGACAACUGCUACACAGACUACUCCUUCCACAUGCUGGUCGGACACCCGGGGGAACAAGCGCUGUCGGAAUUCCCGCGGCUGCGCGAGUUGGGCAUCUCGUCGCUCAAGAUCUACAUGACGUACGAGGCCCUCCAGCUGCGGGACGACCAGAUCCUCGACAUCCUCCUCGCCUCCCGACGGGAAGGGAUCACGACCAUGAUCCACGCCGAGAACGGCGACGUGCUGAACUGGAUGACGCGCAAACUCGAGGAGCGGGGGCUCUACGCCCCGAAAUACCACGCAACGAGUAGACCGCAGAUUGUCGAGACCGAGGCGACGAACCGCGCGAUUGCGCUGGCCGAGUUGAUGGAUGCGCCCAUACUGGUCGUCCACGUCUCGUCCCCGUCCGCGGCGGCGCACCUGCGCACCGCCCAAACACGAGGCCUCCCCGUCUACGCCGAGACGUGCCCGCAGUACCUCUUCCUGACGCGCGCGGACCUGGACCGGCCGGACUUCGAGGGCGCCAAGUGCGUGUGUUCCCCGCCGCCCCGCGAAUCCGCCGCGGACCACGACGCCAUCUGGCUCGGCCUGGCCAACGGCACCUUCACGGUCCUGUCCAGCGACCACUGUCCCUUCAUGUACGAGGACCGGGAACAGGGCAAGAAGAGCAUCUUGAGCGACGCGUUCCCCGAGGGCCGCUUCUCGGGCAUCCCCAACGGGUGUCCCGGCAUCGAGACGCGGUUGGCGCUGACGCUGUCCGCGAACCGGCUUCCCUUGCAAAAAUUCGUCGAGGUCACGUCCACCAACGCCGCGAGGCUGUACGGCCUAUACCCGACCAAGGGCACCAUCUUGCCCGGGGUGAGUGACGCGGAUCUCACCAUCUGGUACCCGCCCGGGCGGUUGGGGUCGUUUAAGUUGACGAAUAGCAUGUUGCAUCAUAACGUAGAUUACACGCCCUUUGAGGGUGUCGAGCUGAACCAGUGGCCCAGGUGGACUAUCCUGAGGGGCCAGGUCGUGUGGGAUCGCGACGGGGGUGGGCUGGUCGGGAAGAAGGGGUACGGGCAGUUCGUGAGGAGGGGCAAGAGCACGCUGCCUGGGCCGCGGAAGAGCGGGGACUGGGAUGUUAGUGUUUUCUAA